This is a messenger RNA of Aspergillus luchuensis, 330 nucleotides long. RefSeq lists its product as uncharacterized. The coding region runs from base 1 to 330 and encodes 109 amino acids. Lineage: Eukaryota; Fungi; Ascomycota; Eurotiomycetes; Eurotiales; Aspergillaceae. The record is from RefSeq and is a predicted model, not a curated record. The transcript has a single exon.
AUGAAAGAACAAAAACACCGCAUACUCAGUAUAAUACGGUUCGAGAACUCGUGUCAAAUAUCCAGUCCAGUCAUUCUGCCACUUCCAUACCGCGAGAGCUUUGACAAACUCCCAGUGUUCAGGAAACCAACCACUGAACUCCCAAUCUACAAUUCCAGUGACGUUCCCAUUAUUGACCAUGAUAUUAGGAUGACGAAAAUCGCCAUGGGUAAACACAAUAUCAUGUCUUUUCUGAGACGCAAGCAUACCAACCAGGACAUUCUUGACAUGAUAUUUAGGUGCUCUGUCUUGAUACGCAUUGAUAUUUGCAUUGUUAAAAUCAUCUUCUGA